Molecule: messenger RNA, 2301 nt
Organism: Dovyalis caffra
Lineage: Eukaryota; Viridiplantae; Streptophyta; Magnoliopsida; Malpighiales; Salicaceae
Source: the annotation of a GenBank genome assembly
AUGGAGGAUCAUGGUCAUAGAGAACAGGAUGAAUUUGAGAUAGAUGAUGAUAAGGAACACAGUAUGUCAAUGUUGAGAGAGCCAUUUCUUGUUAGGAAUAGAAAGAACAAUACUUCUCAGAUUGCCAUUGUUGGUGCCAAUACCUGCCCUAUUGAAAGCCUUGAUUAUGAGAUUGCUGAGAAUGAACUUUUUAAACAGGACUGGAGGUCUCGAAAGAAGGUUGAGAUAUUUCAGUAUGUUUUCCUCAAGUGGACACUCGCUCUCCUUAUUGGGUUAGGUACAGGGCUUGUUGGCUUUUUCAAUAACCUUGCUGUUGAGAAUAUAGCUGGGUUCAAACUUCUAUUGACAAACAAUCUCAUGCUUCAGAACAAGUAUUAUCAGGCAUUUGCAACUUAUGCUGGUUCCAAUGUGGUUUUGGCUAUUGCUGCUGGAGCCCUCUGUGCUUACAUUGCUCCUGCAGCAGCAGGCUCUGGUAUACCUGAGGUUAAAGCAUAUCUCAACGGUGUAGAUGCUCCUUCUAUUUUGGCUCCUGCUACCCUCUUUGUAAAGAUAUUUGGGUCCAUAUUUGGAGUUGCUGCUGGAUUUGUUGUUGGUAAAGAAGGACCCAUGGUACAUACUGGUGCUUGCAUAGCCUCCUUACUUGGACAGGGAGGUUCUCGUAAGUAUCAUUUGACAUGGAAAGGGCUGAGAUACUUCAAAAAUGACCGAGACCGGCGAGAUUUGAUUACAUGUGGUUCUGCUGCUGGUGUAGCAGCUGCCUUCCGAGCUCCUGUUGGUGGGGUCUUAUUUGCCCUUGAAGAAGCUGCUUCCUGGUGGAGGAGUGCCCUUCUUUGGAGGACAUUCUUUACAACAGCUGUAGUAGCAGUUGUAUUGAGAGGUCUCAUAGAAAUUUGCCGAACUGGAAAAUGUGGGCUAUUUGGACAAGGAGGUCUGAUCAUGUUUGACGUAAAUUCUGCAAAAGCUACUUACAGUACCCCAGAUUUACUAGCAGUUAUUUUCCUUGGAGUGAUAGGAGGUGUUUUUGGAAGCCUUUACAACUUUUGUGUUGACAAGGUCCUUCGCACUUACAGCAUCAUCAAUGAGAGGGGUCCUUCAUUUAAGGUCUUGCUUGUUAUUGUCAUUUCCCUUUUGACCUCUUGCUGCUCCUACGGCCUCCCAUGGCUUUCACAGUGCAUUCCCUGCCCCCCUCACAUGGUCGAGCAAUGUCCCACAGAAGGUCGCUCUGGCAACUUCAAGAAUUUCCAGUGUCCGCCAAACCACUAUAACGAUCUUGCUUCCCUCUUUUUCAACACCAAUGAUGAUGCCAUCCGCAACCUAUUCACUGCUGGCAGUGAAAAGGAAUUUCAACUCUCCACCCUUCUGGUUUUCUUUGUUGCUAUUUUCUGCCUUGGCAUUGUUACUUAUGGCACUGCUGUUCCCUCUGGGCUCUUCAUCCCAGUCAUUCUUGCUGGGGCCUCUUAUGGGCGUCUUGUUGGCACACUGCUUGGUCACCUUUCUAAUCUUGAUGUGGGUCUCUUUGCCCUUCUUGGAGCUGCCUCCUUCCUUGGUGGCACCAUGAGAAUGACAGUUUCUCUUUGUGUCAUACUUCUUGAACUUACUAACGAUCUGCUUAUGCUUCCACUAAUGAUGCUCGUGCUCCUCAUUUCAAAAACUGUGGCUGAUAGUUUCAACAAGGGUGUUUAUGAUCAAAUUGUGAAAAUGAAAGGAUUGCCUUAUAUGGAAGCCCAUGCAGAACCAUACAUGAGACACCUUAUUGCAAGUGAUGUUGUUACUGGUCCGUUAGUUACAUUCUCUGGGAUUGAAAAAGUAGGGAACAUAUUACAGGUUUUGACAACAACAGGGCAUAACGGAUUCCCUGUGAUUGAUGAGCCACCUUAUUCAGAUGCUCCAGAAUUGUGUGGGCUUGUCUUGAGGUCUCAUCUUCUCGUGUUGCUUAAAGGAAAGAGAUUUACAAAGCAGAGAGUAAAGAAGGGAUCAGAAAUUAUGAGGAGUUUCAAGGCACAUGAUUUUGGAAAGGCUGGAUCAGGCAAAGGGGUCAAGUUGGAGGAUUUGGAGAUCACAGACGAGGAGAUGGAGAUGUAUGUUGAUCUCUAUCCUAUUACUAACACAUCUCCAUACACUGUGGUUGAAACAAUGUCUCUAGCUAAAGCAGCUGUUCUCUUUCGGGAACUUGGCCUUAGACACUUGUGUGUCGUGCCGAAGACACCAGGGAGGCCUCCAAUUGUUGGAAUCCUGACUCGGCACGACUUCACACCAGAACACAUAUUGGGGCUUUACCCACAUAUUAAACCCCACAAAUAG